UAUAAAUGAAUAUGUAAAUAAAACACAAAUUAAACAAGACAAGUAGUGCUAUACACAUUCAUAGUUUUCUCAAUAGGAAAGAAUUAGUAAUUGAUAUUGUCACACACAUAUUUGUUAUAGGAGGCAUCAAUAGUGAAAAGUAGUAAAACAAAUUAACCUAUAGUGUAUAUUAGCGAUCCAAACACACCAAUAUCCAAGACUAAUGGAUGACCAUCGUUUUGUCACUCACAAUACUAAUGGCUAAAAACUUGUCUUUCUAUCUUGCACAAACCACAAACACAUAAACAUCAAACAAAACAAAAAAAAAAAAAUGCAUGAAAUCACACAACAUGAAAAAGAUCGACGGUGAAUUAUAUAUUUCAUGUUAUAAUGUUAGUUGAAAUUCGAGAAUACUGCAAAUUCGUGUUUGAAGAAAUCGAACGUUAUGCCACCGAGGAUUAAUCUCCAACACCAACCUCCUCGUUCCACUAAGCAAUUCCUACCCUACUUGGCCUUCAUCAUCUUUUCCGCCAUCUUCGUCUUCAAGUUGGACAUACUUAUUUCCCAGAAGAUCUUCACAACGGAAUAUAAUCAAGAAAGGACAACAUAUAAAAGCAUUAAUAAAUCAUCAGACAACACAGUUGAAGCUCGAAAUGGAACGUUUAACCAGCACUUCAUCGUGUCGUGGGGCGAGGAACGCGCGCAAGUGCUGAAUGACGGCGAGCUCCUGACGUUGUCCCUCGACAGGAAAUCCGGCUCCGGCUUCCAAUCAAGGAGAGAGUUGUUGUUCGGAAAAGUGGACAUGCAAAUGAAGCUUGUCCCAGGCAACUCAGCAGGCACAGUCACAACUUAUUAUUUUUCGUCACAUGGCGACUUCCAUGAUGAGAUAGAUUUUGAAUUUUUGGGGAAUUCAAGUGGGAAUCCGUACACACUCCACACUAACAUCUUCAGCCAAGGGAAGGGUGCGAGGGAGCAGCAAUUCUUUCUUUGGUUUGAUCCAACUGCAGAUUUUCAUACUUAUUCCAUUCUUUGGAAUCCCAAAUGCGUUUUGUGGUUGGUGGACAACAUUGCUAUAAGGGAGUUCAAGAACAUAGAGAAUUUAGGGGUUCCAUACCUUAGAGAUCAACCAAUGAGGAUUUAUUCGAGUUUGUGGGAUGCCGAGGAUUGGGCGACGCAACACGGCCUAGUGAAGACCGAUUGGAGCCUCGCCCCAUUCACAGCCGCCUACAGGAAUUACUCCCUAGACGGCUGCGUCUGGUCGCGGCUCACCAGAACCUCCUCGUGCACGGACGCCGACUUCUCCACAAAGGAAGUGCUCACCACGGAGCUGGACAGGCAGAGUAGGUCCAGGAUGAAGAAGCUGCAAAGGGAUCAUAUGGUCUAUGAUUAUUGCAAGGAUAGAUGGAGGUUUCCUAAGGGCCCUGCCCGUGAAUGCAAGCAUAAUUAGAUUCAUUGCAUUUUUCAUUACAAAAAAAAAAAAAAAAAAAAAUUGGGAGGAGACGCGUUGUUCAUUUCACUAUGUGUAAUAGUUAUUGAAUAGUAUGAUUGAAUAUUAAAAAAUUAGAUGGUUGACUAAACUUG
Salvia hispanica is the source of this 1560-nucleotide messenger RNA. RefSeq names its product xyloglucan endotransglucosylase protein 7-like. The record is from RefSeq and is a predicted model, not a curated record. Gene Ontology annotation, molecular function: xyloglucan:xyloglucosyl transferase activity; hydrolase activity, hydrolyzing O-glycosyl compounds. Gene Ontology annotation, cellular component: apoplast; cell wall. Gene Ontology annotation, biological process: cell wall biogenesis; xyloglucan metabolic process. Lineage: Eukaryota; Viridiplantae; Streptophyta; Magnoliopsida; Lamiales; Lamiaceae.